AUGAUUCUUCAUAAAAUAUGUCUACUUUUCUUUAAAAAUUAUAGUUAUGUAUAUUUGUUUCUUCAAUGGAAAAAGCUUAUGGAUGAAGUAAAAAUAGAUGAAAUUGAACAAAAUGAAGAAGAAGAUAAAGAAGAAGAAGAAAACAAUGGAGCAAUACUACUACCAGAUCAAGUAAAAGAUUUAGAAGUAUAUUUAGACGGAGAAGAAGCAGGAGUAAUAGAAUCCAUAGAUUAUAAUGAAAAACACAUACCAGAGAUUUGUGAAAACUUUCACCAUAAGGAAUUAAAGAUUCAUAAUCUCGAACCAAAGAAAAUAUGCUACAAAUGGAUGUCAUAUCUAUUUCAUAAUAAGGACAAUCCUAAUAUAACAUAUAUAGAAGCCCGUUGUAAAUAUUUGUAUUAUUGGCUAUACUAUGAACUUAAAGAUAAAAAUGAAAGAGACAUUAUCAUACACGCUUAUGAAAAAUUGCUAAAUUUAGGUAAUGAUUACAACAAUAGUAUGUGUAAAAAUUAUAGCGAAUCUUUAAAAGAAGAUAAAUUGGAAAAACUGAAAGACUUACAUGACAUGUACACAAACAUUAAUGAUAUAAAACAUUUCCAUCUUGAUUUAUGUAACGGAAAAAAGUGUAAUUGUGCUGAACAAUGUGCUAAUAUAUAUAAUCGACGCAAGGUCGAAUGUGAAUCUAGUGCAGAUGCUGAUUUUUGUAACAUAUUAAAAAAAAUUAGGAAUGAACUUAUUAAUCUGGAAUUAAUUGAAGAUUGUGAAAUUACUAUACCAGAAAUGAUAAUCUCUCACAAAUCUAGUAAAACAAAUUCAAUGUUAAUUUCAUUUGUAGUAACAUUUGUAAUAUCAUUUAUAUUAUUUAUUCUGUAUAGGGUUAACAAUGAUAUUUUUACCAGAUAUGGUUCAUCCUUGUUUCAUGGAACAGUAGGGAAAAAGAUUAAGUGGAAUUCUUUAUAUGAGGAAAAAAAUAUAUUGCAACUAUAUGAAAUAAACAACAGUAAUGGAACCAAUAGGAGAUGUAAUAUAUUAUAUAAUGCAGCAUAA
Messenger RNA from Plasmodium gonderi, 1047 nucleotides. Its product is annotated as variable surface protein. The transcript has 3 exons. The coding region runs from base 1 to 1047 and encodes 348 amino acids. The record is from RefSeq and is a predicted model, not a curated record. NCBI's taxonomy places the organism in Eukaryota, Apicomplexa, Aconoidasida, Haemosporida, Plasmodiidae.